AAGAAACGGGUGAAAUAGAGGCAAAACGACAAAAAAAGCGAGCGUUUUUUCGUUAUCCGCUCCAGGUUGAGGUAGACCCCAAUGCAGCGACGAGCUUUCAACGGAAAUUGAAAAGAAAUCGAAGGAAUCCGGAAGCAUUAAAGUGAGAUUUAUAAAAAGUAGGGUUAUUAGUUGGAACAGUGAGGUGAGUGUAUGUGUUCGGUUGAUUGGCUUUUGCCAAAUUUAUAAUCACGGUUUUUCAGAAUUUGAUUCCAGCAAUGCCGCAGGAUUCGUCUGAACAAGAUGAUGCUGAUUCUGAGUUCGUAGAGAUUGACCCCACACGUCGAUAUGGUCGGUACAAGGAGGUUUUGGGGCAGGGGGCUUUCAAGAAGGUAUACAGAGCAUUUGAUGAGUUGGAAGGAAUUGAAGUGGCUUGGAAUCAGGUUAAGGUGGCAGAUCUGUUGCGUAACAAUGAAGAUUUGGAGCGCCUAUAUUCAGAAGUGCAUUUGCUGAAGACGUUGAAGCACAAGAAUAUAAUCAAGUUUUACAAUUCAUGGGUUGAUACAAAGAAUGAGAACAUCAAUUUCAUCACUGAAAUUUUCACUUCUGGAACCUUACGCCAAUAUCGGCAGAAACAUAAGCAUGUUGACUUGAGAGCGUUGAAGAAAUGGUCUAGACAGAUUUUGGAGGGCCUUUCUUAUCUUCACAGUCAUGAUCCACCAGUUAUUCAUCGAGAUUUAAAGUGUGACAAUAUUUUUGUCAAUGGAAAUCAUGGUGAGGUUAAAAUUGGUGACUUGGGAUUGGCUGCCAUACUUCAACAAGCCAAUUCAGCUCACAGUGUUAUAGGUACUCCGGAGUUUAUGGCUCCUGAACUUUAUGAAGAGGAAUACAAUGAACUUGUUGACAUCUAUGCUUUUGGCAUGUGUUUGCUGGAGUUGGUGACUGUCGAGUAUCCAUAUGUUGAAUGUGCUAAUGCUGCUCAAAUAUAUAAGAAAGUGAUAUCUGGAAUCAAGCCGGCAUCAUUGGCAAAAGUGAAAGACCCUCAAGUUAAAGCAUUUAUAGAAAAGUGUAUUGCAAAUGUUUCGGAGCGGUUGCCUGCAAAGGAACUCUUAAUGGAUUCCUUUCUUCUUCCAGAUGAUGAAAGUGACAGUGUAGGUCGUUCUUUAAAGUCCAGAGCCCAUGAUUUAGGACAUAGUGAUCAACAUGUUAUUGGUAAACAUCUCGAAGAAACUUCUGCUGAGAUAGGUAGGGAAUUCAGAGUAGAAGGUCAAAGAAGAGAUGUCAAUACUAUAUUUUUAAAGCUGAGAAUAGCUGACUCCUCAGGUCAUAUUCGCAACAUCCACUUCCCUUUUGAUGUUGAAGCAGACACUGCGAUUGCCGUUGCUAGUGAAAUGGUUGAGGAGUUGGAACUCACGGAUCAAGAUGUUACAAAUAUUGCUGAGAUGAUUGACACGGAAAUUCGCUAUCUCAUUCCAGACUGGAAUCCUAAUGAAACUCCUACUGCUGAUAGCACUGGUCAGGAAUUAGCAGUUCCAGGUGGCCAUGCCUCUGAAACUAAGGAUGAGGCUUCUCCACAUGGAAAUAAUUCUAUAGCUUCUACUGGUGGUCUUUCAUUUGAACGAUUACGUUCAGGUCGUAACUACUGGUCUGACUCACCUAAGACAGGUAGAAACUCUCCACUGGGGCCUGGUGCUUCAAAAUUGUCUAGCCAAGCGGAUUCAAACACUGCAGGAACCUCAACUGCAUAUGCAGGGACUUCAACCGAGCAGCAGGAUGGCAACUGCAGUUGUGAUGGUGAUAAUAGUGUAGAAAAGAAAUCUAGUGGGACUACUGAUUCCCAUUCCAGUAAGAGAAGCAUUGCAUCUGGGGAUUUACAGUUAACCGAUGGAGAGUCUCCUUUGGUAGAAAAACCGAUAGAAUUGAAAGAUGAUGAAUUAGAAAAUGUCAACAUAAUUGCUGCAAAAUUUGAACAAUUAUUGCUAAAGCAACGACAAGAAUUUGAUGAACUAAAGAGGAAGCAUGAAUUAGAUGUCUUGGAUUUUUUGAAUGAACUUCCUAUAGAAACUCAACGUAAGGUCUUAAAUACAUGCCAUCAGGAAUACAACAAUGGAAUUGUACGGUAAGAGUUGGGGCCCUAUCCUCACUGUUUAUGCUCGUUUAUUGGCUAUUGUUUGGACCUCUUCCUCAUCAAGAAAGCUGGAGCUCAAAUAUUUUUGCAUCUUCCUGGGAGUGAAUAACCACUUGACGUAGUGUUUUGGCUUCUUCAUUCAUGCUUACUUGAGAGGGCAUGCCUUGUGCUAAUUGUGAUUGCAUGAAUGUUCUUGGUGUGAUGCUAGAAGACAAUGCAACAGUAUCAUAAGUUGGAAAUAUUUUGUUGAGGGAACGUUUAAUGCAUUGUGUUCAGUUUGAAGGAUCCAAUGCAACUACUGUAUUAAAUCAAAGGGGCACUGUAGAGGUGAGAAUUCACCUGAAAAGCCAGGUCUGCAUCAUACAGAUUUAACCAUCAAAAUUUCAUUCCAUAGUUUGAUUCAAGUCAUUAGAUUAUCAUAUACAUGUAUAUAAAGAUCAUUUACGGUUGUUUUGCCCACAUGGAGGUCCUCCUGUCAGAAUGUUCAGGGCUUUCGUUCAUGUGAAUUAUUUGUUCCUGCAUGUCAUGUUAUUGGUAUGACACUAUGGAGUGUUAUGAUUUGCAUUUUUCAUGGAAGGCAACCCUAAGUUGCACAUUGUUCUUGUGAACCGAUACAUAUUUUUUGAGUUGCAUACAAUUUGAGAAAUGAGUUAUAUUAGUUAUUGAUUAUGAAUAAUAUGGUUUAUUAUAGAUU
Molecule: messenger RNA, 2801 nt
Organism: Neltuma alba
Lineage: Eukaryota; Viridiplantae; Streptophyta; Magnoliopsida; Fabales; Fabaceae
Product: probable serine/threonine-protein kinase WNK3
Exons: 9
Coding region: 258-2102 (614 amino acids)
Biological process (GO): protein phosphorylation
Molecular function (GO): protein serine/threonine kinase activity; ATP binding
Source: RefSeq, a predicted model, not a curated record